CUGUGUUGAGCUGUCAAAUAAAGAAAUGGAAUUGAAAUAGUUGAAAAUAAAAAAAUUCUCAGCGGAGAUUGUUGGAUACAUUGCGGAAAUGAUUUGUGAAGAAUUUGGAAUGUAUAAAAUAACUAUUAGUGAAGAAUCAAAGAUUUGUUUUACAAAAUUUUAAUAAUUAAAUGUUUUACAUUUAUUAUAUUACAUCAAAAGCAUAUCGGUAGUGCGUCAGAUUUUCGUUCACGCGGCUGCAAUUAUUGUGGAAAAGGCAAAGGCCAAGUGAAAAUCAGAAAAGUACGUAGAUGAUUUAAAAUGCCUAAAAGUAAAAUGGUGAUACAGUGAAAAAGCAAUUAGAAAUAUAACAAAAAAAUUUAAAGCAAAAAAAUCACGGUUGUUCGAUAUAAAUCGCAAUCUACCCAACGCAUGACAAUAAAAAUCACAUUUCCAAAUUAAUUGGCUUCAAUACUUUUGUUCAUACACGGUAAAGUGUUCGAACGUGUUUUCCGGUCCAAGUACGCGGUUUUGGUGAACGCGCAACACGUUAAAGUAUAUGUGAAAAUAUGGGUGGUUGCAUUGGCAUACACAACACGGACAAUGAGACUGUCAGUGUGUCUUCAGCAAGCAUUUCCAGACCCGCAACUGGCGCUGGCGGCCGUGCAAUGGGUCCGGAACGCAAAAAUCGUCCGCUGUGUAAUGAGACAAUACGUUGGCGUUCUGAUGUGCCAUUGACUGAAGGACAAUUGCGUUCAAAGCGUGAUGAAUUCUGGGAUACUGCGCCCGCAUUUGAUGGUAGAAAAGAAAUUUGGGAUGCGCUGCGGGCAGCAACAAAUGCGGCGGAAGAGCUGAAUUUUGAAAUGGCGCAGGCAAUACUUGACGGAGCAAAUGUAUCCGUGCCGAAUGGUUACCUCACAGAAUGUUACGAUGAGCUCGGCACACAAUACAAAGUGCCCAUAUAUUGUCUAUCGUAUCCUAUAAAUAUUGUAAAAGAGGAGAGUGGACGCGAUUCACCUGCAGAAUUCUCAGAGCCCGUCGAUGGUGGCACUGAAGUAUUCUUAAAACUACGAAUAUCAUCCACAAUGUCGGAUGUUAAAUUAGCAGUAUAUUCGAAAGACACUGUUGGACAGUGUAAAAAGAAAUUACAGGCUGCGGAGGGCAUUGACGCCUGCUGUCAGCGUUGGUUCUACAGUGGUAAAUUACUUGGUGACAAAGUGCCCAUAGAUGAGUGUAACAUACAGAAUGGUUAUGUGGUGCAAGUCAUCGUCAACACGGAGCAUUAUAAUCAUGAUAAUAGCACAAUUAUACCGGUUGCAAGCUAGCCAAGUGUUUGCACUAAUGUAAAAUAUCAAAUAUUAGCAACGAUAAGAGCAACAGCAACGAUUACAAUAGUAGCAUUAUUAGCAACAACAUCAACAAUAAUUUUAGGUAAACCCACAACAAAUGUUCAAUUAAAUAGCGGCAAUGUUACAUUUGUAUUCAUCAUAGUAAAUAUAAUAAUAGUAUUUUUUCUAAAUAAUUUUAUUAUGAAUGAGACAAGACAAACGUUUCGCACACAACAAAGAUAUUAUGUAAAUUUAAACGAUUUUUUACUAAAAACGUGCUGCAUUUAAAACUAAUGGCGCUUGAAUUUGUAGACGCUGAUUGUUGUACGUUGUACAUACAUAUAUGUAAAUGAGCAUAAAUGAAUCAAUUGUUGAUGAUUUAUUAUUUUUUUUUUUCUUGUAAUAGUUUACAUAUACAAGCGAUAACAUCACACUUCAUUUCUUUUAAUUCAAAUAUUUGUAAGAUUGAUUGUUGUUGCAAAAAACACGGUAGCUGCGUCACUUGUUGUUGGGUUGUUGUUGUUGCUGCUGCUGUUGCUGCCUGACUGUUCUCGCUAAGCCUUAGACUAACUAAUUCGUCUAAAAACAGGCUCUGCAGCAGAUAUUAUAUACACAUGCGCACACAUGUGCAUACAUGUACACAAACACAAACACACAUAUAUAUAUAUAUAUAUAUAAAUAUAUAUAGUAUAUAAAUAAAUAUAUAUUAAAUGAAUGGUAUGAAUGAUUGAUUGUUUGAGGAAAGUAAUGAAAAUAUUGAAAAUUUAUAAAUUAUUUAAAAAGAAGUGGUGAAAUUGGUUAUUUGAAAUAUUAAAGAAAAAACACAAAGAAAUGAAAUUUUAAAAAAAUUUAAAAGUAAAAAAAAAAAAUAGUGAUUUGCUUUAUCAUUUCUAACAGAAAUUGGAAAAUAGUAAGAUUUGAAACGUACAUAACGGUGCAUUCACAUCAAACAUUUUCUACCAUAAAAAUUGUGUAUAAAAUUUAGCUAAAACUGGUAUAGAAAGAAUUAAAAAAAAAUAUAUAUAAAAAAAUAUAAAAAAAAUUCUCGGCAGUAUAGCAACAUACAUUUCCACAAAACCGAAAAACGAUUAUAAGAAAUAACUAAAAAUGCGCUAAAAAUUAACCAACCUGUCGAAAUGUAACCAAUUUGUUAAGAAAAAA
Ceratitis capitata (Mediterranean fruit fly) is the source of this 2468-nucleotide messenger RNA. RefSeq names its product ubiquitin domain-containing protein 1. Bases 549 to 1304 code for a protein of 251 amino acids. The record is from RefSeq and is a predicted model, not a curated record. Gene Ontology annotation, molecular function: protein binding. Lineage: Eukaryota; Metazoa; Arthropoda; Insecta; Diptera; Tephritidae. The transcript is spliced from 4 exons.